This is a messenger RNA of Caenorhabditis briggsae, 585 nucleotides long. Gene Ontology annotation, molecular function: ATP binding; protein kinase activity. NCBI's taxonomy places the organism in Eukaryota, Metazoa, Nematoda, Chromadorea, Rhabditida, Rhabditidae. The record is from RefSeq and is a predicted model, not a curated record. Bases 1 to 585 code for a protein of 194 amino acids. Gene Ontology annotation, biological process: protein phosphorylation. The transcript has 5 exons.
AUGAGUCUCUUCGCAAAACAACAAAUCCUCAAUGGUCAUUAUGAAGAUGAAUCGGAAGUGAAACAUGAAUACGACACAUUGAUUCUUUUGGAUCCAUUUACUUAUUGCCCUACUCCAUUGGAAUUCGGUGCAGAACCUCAGAAUGCGUCAUUUUUUAUUAUUUCAUGGGAAGGGAAAAGUCUGCACGAGCUAAAAGAAUUGAACAACAACAACAAGUUCACGUCCAAUACAACAUCGCUGAUUCUGUAUCAUACGUUUGUUGGUAUCAAGUUUAUUCAUGAGCGUGGAAUCGCUCAUGGGGAUAUGUCCUCCAAAAAUGUGGGCAUUCCAAAAAAUGCUGAGAAAGGACGGAUUAUUUUAUACGAUUUUGGAUGUUCGGCUCCUGCGAAUCCAAUUACAUCUCGUCAAGAUAUCUUGGAUAUUAUGACAAUUACAGGAGAGAUUUCAACACAAAACAGAACUCUCAAUAAAUGCCGCGAUGUCUUGGAAAAUGAUCCCAACACAACUGUUGAGCCUUUGAUCGAGAUGGUCUCGGAGGAGACAAUGUUCAACCCAGAUGCACGUUUUGAUUGGGAGCUGGAAUAA